AUCAACUUCACCCGAUACGGAGGAGAAUAUGCUAGACACUAAGAGCUGGGGUGGCAUCAAGUUGGGUACAAACAUGCCAGCAAGAGUAGAAAGAACUAUAAGAAAACCCGAGUCUGUAUUUCAGUUGGUAGGAGAACAAACGGGGGAAUGCUACGAGGUGAUAAUGUUCUUUGGAAUCAUUGACAUACUUCAAGAUUAUGACAUUACCAAGAGGCUCGAGCAUGCAUAUAAAUCCAUUCAAUACGACCCAACUUCCAUAUCGGCUGUGGAUCCAAAGCAGUACUCUAAGCGAUUCCGUGAUUUCAUAUUUAAAGUCUUUUGUGAAGAUAUUUGAAACAAGUUUUUGUCUUUGAUGAGGGUCCAGGAGUGUGUAGAUGGAGCUAGAUUUAAUAUUUUUUAUGGGAUAUGCCCCAAUUAUAUCAUUUUUUGUUGUAGCCAUUGUUAUCAAUACUUGUAAAUAAAUUU
Hibiscus syriacus is the source of this 465-nucleotide messenger RNA. Its product is annotated as phosphatidylinositol 4-phosphate 5-kinase 5-like. The record is from RefSeq and is a predicted model, not a curated record. Gene Ontology annotation, biological process: phosphatidylinositol metabolic process. Gene Ontology annotation, molecular function: phosphatidylinositol kinase activity. The transcript has 2 exons. Bases 29 to 334 code for a protein of 101 amino acids. NCBI's taxonomy places the organism in Eukaryota, Viridiplantae, Streptophyta, Magnoliopsida, Malvales, Malvaceae.